UCUCCAUCUCCAUCAUCUCCCCAUCCUCCUUCUUUCCCUCUCUUCUUCUUCUUCUUCUUCCUCUCUACCCGUCCUUGCUCUGAGAGUUGUGAUCGGGCAGACUCCGUUUGAUUGACCUAAUUACCCUCUUCUGUCUGUUUCUGUCUUCUAUCCUUCACACCCCCUUCCUCAAGAUGCAGAGAGCUCUCGGUUCCAGGACCUCUGUCCUUUCCGCUGCUUCUAAGCGCGCUCCCCUUUACAGAUCUUCCGGCGUUAACCUGCAACAGCAGCGUUUCGCCCACAAGGAGCUCAAGUUCGGCGUUGAGGCUCGUGCCCAGCUCCUCAAGGGUGUUGACACCCUUGCCAAGGCUGUCACCUCCACCCUUGGUCCUAAGGGUCGCAAUGUCUUGAUUGAGUCUCCUUACGGCUCUCCCAAGAUCACCAAGGACGGUGUGAGCGUUGCCAAGGCCAUCACCCUUCAGGACAAGUUCGAGAACCUCGGUGCCCGUCUCCUCCAGGAUGUUGCUUCCAAGACCAACGAGCUUGCUGGUGACGGUACCACCACCGCCACCGUCCUCGCCCGUGCUAUCUUCUCCGAGACCGUCAAGAACGUCGCCGCUGGCUGCAACCCCAUGGAUCUCCGCCGCGGUAUCCAAGCUGCCGUCGAAGCUGUCGUUGACUACCUUCAGCAGAACAAGCGUGACAUUACCACCGGUGAGGAGAUUGCCCAGGUCGCCACCAUCUCCGCCAACGGCGAUACCCACGUCGGCAAGCUUAUUUCCACUGCCAUGGAGAGAGUUGGCAAGGAGGGUGUCAUCACCGUGAAGGAGGGCAAGACCCUUGAGGACGAGCUUGAGAUCACCGAGGGCAUGCGCUUCGACCGCGGUUUCACCUCCCCCUACUUCAUCACCGACACCAAGGCCCAGAAGGUCGAGUUCGAGAAGCCCCUGAUUCUGCUCUCCGAGAAGAAGAUCUCCGCUGUCCAGGACAUCAUCCCUGCCCUUGAGGCCUCCACCACCCUUCGCCGCCCCCUCGUCAUCAUUGCUGAGGACAUCGAGGGUGAGGCUCUCGCUGUCUGCAUCCUGAACAAGCUCCGUGGUCAGCUUCAGGUUGCUGCCGUCAAGGCCCCUGGCUUCGGCGACAACCGCAAGAGCAUUCUCGGUGACUUGGCCGUUCUCACCAACGGUACCGUCUUCACCGACGAGCUUGACAUCAAGCUCGAGAAGCUCACCCCCGACAUGCUCGGAUCCACUGGUUCCAUCACCAUCACCAAGGAGGACACCAUCAUCCUCAACGGCGAGGGCAGUAAGGACAACAUCGCCCAGCGCUGCGAGCAGAUCCGUGGCGUCAUGGCCGACCCCGGUACCUCCGAGUACGAGAAGGAGAAGCUCCAGGAGCGUCUCGCUAAGCUCUCCGGCGGUGUUGCCGUCAUUAAGGUCGGUGGUGCCUCCGAGGUUGAGGUCGGUGAAAAGAAGGACCGUGUCGUCGACGCCCUGAACGCCACCCGUGCUGCCGUUGAGCAGGGUAUCCUUCCCGGAGGUGGUACCGCCCUCCUCAAGGCCUCUGCUAACGGCCUGGACAACGUCAAGACCGCCAACUUCGACCAGCAGCUCGGUGUCAGCAUCAUCAAGAACGCUAUCACCCGCCCUGCUCGCACCAUCGUCGAGAACGCCGGGCUCGAGGGUAGCGUCAUCGUUGGCAAGCUCACCGACGAGUUCGCCAAGGACUUCAACCGUGGUUUCGACAGCUCCAAGGGCGAGUACGUUGACAUGAUCGCCACUGGUAUCGUCGAUCCCCUCAAGGUCGUCCGCACCUCUCUGGUUGACGCCAGUGGUGUCGCCUCCCUCCUCGGUACCACUGAGGUUGCCAUUGUUGAGGCCCCUGAGGAGAAGGGCCCCGCCGGACCCCCCGGUGGCAUGGGUGGUAUGGGUGGUAUGGGCGGCAUGGGCGGUGGCAUGUUCUAAGCUGCUCCCACCGCUUCUGCUACUCCUUCAAUCUAACCCCCACCUUCCGCCCUUGUUUCUGAACGAUUUUUCCUUCAAGCGUGUUGUUGCAUAGUCCGGGUUAUAUCCUGAUAUAUGAAUUUUUCCAUUUUCUGUUUUCUUAAUGUGUCGCAUGUCUCUUGCCAAACCUCUUGCUAUCUUACAUCCGAUCUUAACCUUCUUCUCCCUUCCACCUUUUCUUCAGUGUUCGGAUCGAAUUUCUACUCUCACCCCCUCUCCACUCCGCUAUUUUGGGCACACAAAAGUCUCACGGAGUCCAGUGUACCAUACCAUGUACUUUAUGUGUAAACCCCACGGCCGUUAGCUCUAUCGUGGUGGUUGUACUUUCGAAUCUACUUUAAUCGUUCAAGG
Molecule: messenger RNA, 2333 nt
Organism: Aspergillus homomorphus CBS 101889
Lineage: Eukaryota; Fungi; Ascomycota; Eurotiomycetes; Eurotiales; Aspergillaceae
Gene: hsp60
Product: chaperone ATPase HSP60
Exons: 3
Coding region: 174-1943 (589 amino acids)
Biological process (GO): mitochondrial unfolded protein response; protein import into mitochondrial intermembrane space; apoptotic mitochondrial changes
Cellular component (GO): mitochondrial inner membrane; mitochondrial matrix
Molecular function (GO): protein-folding chaperone binding; ATP-dependent protein folding chaperone; ATP binding
Source: RefSeq, a predicted model, not a curated record